AUGCGCAAACUCGCUGCUGUUGCUAUUUGUCUUUUCGCAUUAGCGCAGGUUUGUGGUUAUUUUCAAACUUUUUUUUCAAAGCUGUACCUUAUUUUUCUUUUUGCAUUACUUUACUUUCUCAUCAUCCAAACUUGAGUUUUGAAUAGGGUUGUUGCGAUUUUCUUCGUGUAUGCUGGAAUAUUCUGUUCUGCUAGUUUUAUUGAAACAUAUUCUUUUUCUUAGAGGAUAUUGUCUCAGAGGAUUCUCAGGGGUCUUAGAGGAUAUUGUCUUUCCGAGUUCUUGGGUAAUUUUUUCGCAAUGAAAAGAAACUGAACGUUGAAAAGGCGGUGGAAUACCGGAUAUCCGGUCGUCAAAAGAAUGAACCUUUCUCAUCCCGUAGACGCUCCAAGUGGCUUCAGCAUUUGUUUGCACAGAAUAGCAACAAGGACAAUUGUAAUCCGGCAGGAAAUUCGAUCCUUUCUGGCUACUCGCCGGACUUUUUCUUUUCCUGGAACCAUGUCGCCAACUUUUUUUGGAUUGAAGCCUGGUUUUGACCGCCGGAAACUUUUUCUUUUUGUAAAAAAAAAUGCUCAAUUUUUUUUUGAGCUUUAGAAUUUUCACAGCAUGAUGAAAGAAAAACUAGCUAAAGGAAAUCCGCAAGAUUUGCCAUAAAAGGGAAGUCAUACUGUGAAAUAUUGUGUUCCAUCAUUUUCUCGAGGAGACUGGAAUGUUGACGCAGAUCGAAGGAGACUCUUGGCGACCUCGGGACGCUCGAAAAAAAGGUGUCUUUAGUAUAUUAAUAUAGUUCAAAGUCGGAAACUUUUUUUCGCGGAUGCUUUAGACUCAUCAAAUCAGAAUGAAAGUUUCUAAUUUAUUUUUUUGUGUUUUGAGCCUUCCAAGGUUUCAAAAAAAUCAAAGCUUUCGAUAGGUUUUUUUCUCAAUAUUGAUUAGCCUUGAAUGCCAGCUAAUAUUCUUUAAUAAAACAAAAUUUCAAUCGCUCAUGCUUGCCCGAAUUUCGCAGGUUUUCAAUGGUGUGAUUUUCAACAAACUCCGAGAUUUUGGCAAAAACUAAUAUUCAAACUAUGACUUGAGACUACGUUUUACCACGUUUCGCCUCUAAAGUUUUUAUUAGAUACCAUUUUUUUUUUAUCUUGGAUUUUUCCUGGAUGGUAUUUCGGAUGGUAAAUAGCACAUAGUAAUCGAAUAGUUUAACAGUAAAGGUCCAGGGAACUUUUUUUAUUCAAAUAAUCUAAUAAUUCAAGUUUCAAAAAUUUUUUUGGUUUUUUUCAAAUCUGAGAAUGAACAAAGGGAGAAUUCCUUACCAACUCUGAGUAGAUAUUCAGGAAUUUAUAUUCGUUCUUCCAUGGUUAAAUCUCUUUUUUUAAACCUCAUCAGCUCAGAAAUUAUAUUACAUUAAGACCCAGCUGAAUAUUGUCGAUCCGGUACGCUUUCCUUGAAUUUAUUUAAAAAAAAAAUUAAUGAAAAAAAUUACAAGCUUCUUCUUGGACAGUUUUAUUUUUUUCCUCUUUGCUGCAUCGAUUCCGUGUUUUUGUUAUUGAAGCUAUUUGAAUUGUAACCUCGGACCUCGGUAACAAUAACCGAACGCUCUCCGGACGUUUCGCAGCACUUCUAGGGAUCACUUAAAAGUACUGACGCUACUAAAGGGGUCACUACAAAUUCCCCGACAUGUCCGAUUUGCAUUUAAUUCGCGUUACCAAUGUCCGAGAACCGCUACACUUGACAUAGAAAAUUCGAUAGUGUAGUUAUCAACAAAAAUCAAUGAUGUAUUCUUUUUCGAUCCCUGCAUAAUUUUAAUGAUUGUGAAAAUGAGUAGUUAUUUUUGCAGAUCGCUCUGGCCGAAGAGCCCCUCCUAGUGAGGGCGAAGCGGCAGCAAUGCCGCUGUAUGAAAAAUAACAACGGAGGUCUGACUUGCAGUUGUGCGAAACCGCAGGUCGGUCUCGGCCAGCAAACACUCGAAACGGCUUUUUAGGCGUCCGGUGGCACCCUCCAGAACGCCGAGCAGCAGCAGUCGCAGGACCUCGCUUACGAGCUGACCAAUGUUCAGACCGACCAAGCGAGGUAAACUUUUUCCAGGUGUUGGAAACCAGAAAGAGAAUUCCAGGUGCGCCUGUCUGCAGAUUGUUUUCCAGGGCAACCCGCAAUACCAAUGCCAGUGCGGUGACCAGGGAGCUUACGUGAGAUUUUCUUUUGAAAAUUAACAUGUUUUCAGCCUCUUCACAGGGAAAUACUGAAUUUUUCAAUAUUUAUUUUAGACUUGAAAAUUUUUUUAUGAAAAAACGUAGCUUUUUUGGGUUUUAAUAUUUGCUAUUCUCUCAUAAAAAAGUUAAGGAAUUAAAAAAAAGCAGAAGAAGUUAGUCGAGGCGAAAAUGAGAAAUGUUUUGGAAAAAAACCACUUUCGAACACAUUUCAUUCAAUUUUUUACGAAAUAAUUUUGGGUCACUCAGUUACCAGUCUCAAAACGUUGUUUUAAAAAAUUUUGGCUCGCACAGAUACUCGCUUGGAAGAAAAAAAUUCAUCCAACAAAAAAACUCAUGCACUAAACUGUAGAAGGAAAGAAAUUUUUUUAAUAUUAAUAUUUCUCCACUCCAAAACUCGGAAAGCUCUCAAAGAUACAUCCAAAAUGAAAUCUCAACUAGAAGAAUAAAAUGCAGACUUCCACAACAAACCAACCCUCAACCGCGCCUACAACAACCACGACGACGCCGGCGCCGUCGACGACAACCACCACGGAAUCCACGACAACAUCCACGACAACUCAGGCGCCGACGACCACCACUACUCCAGCCUACGUGCCGACUGUAACUCAGGUUGAGAGGACGUCCAAGACCCGCUAUAUGUGAAGCUUCUCAGUCUCCCGGCCAGUGUCAGUGCAUCAUGAUCCGCAUCUCCGGGCCAGCUUCUGCACAGUACCAGUGCCAAUGCCAAAACACCCAAGUCCGUCGCUUUGCUUUUCUGGAGAAUCACCAUGAACCAAGGGCGAUAUCUAUUCUAGGGAUGGGGGCAACAGAUUGCUAAAAAGACUUUGUCAGUAGAGCGCUCUGCAAAUUAUUGAAUAACUUUAGUGUAACAUAAGAAAAGCUUCGUCAAGCGUAUCUACCAAUUUUGUGAAAUAAGCUAAAGCUCUGCAGCGCCUGUUUUGAAAAACUAGAUAGCUAGACAGAUUAGGUUAAGCCAUUUCGGCUUUUCACGCAAUAAAUCAAAGGCUCUCUGGCCGGCCCAAAUAGAAUGAUCGCCCUUGUGAGUGCAUCCAAGCAAGUCCUUCCACUCGCACCACCUUCGUUCCCGAGCACAAGACUUUCCAGGCUCCCGCAGUAGAUACCACCUUGCCACCGACCUUGCCGCCACUCUCGUUCCCCAUCCAGACGCAGAGCCCUUCGACCUUGCCUCCGACGUCGGCCCCGACAACCGUCACUUCGCCGCCAGCCCAGACGAUGUACACGUCGUCGCCUCCGGCUGUCUACCAGCCAGUCGGCACGAUCAACACCACGGAGCAGGGCUGCUUCUGCGUCGAUCCUUACUCGAGUUCGGUGCAGCCUCAGUGCGGCUGCUCGUGCAACUGUCUGACGCUCCUCGUCUCAGUCCCCAACGGAGUUUGCGGCUGUCCUCAGGACACUCAAGGAAAUAUUCAGGCACGUUUUUCGACCUUUUCAACCGAAACAGUUUGUUUUCGCAGCAUCAAUGAGAAUAGGAGACUUUCCAUCUCAAACAAAAAAUCAUCUAAAAUUUUAAACGACUUUCAACCUGAUCAUUUUUUUCUACCUCAAAAUUAACUGCAAAGUUGAUUUUUUUACAACUUGAUUUUUGCAGAAGAAACUAACAAUAAAGACUAGAAGAAAGAAAAAAAGAAAAAAACAUUUUUUUGGCGUUCUUUCUGCAGACCUUGUGUGAGAAUAUAUAUAUAUUUUUCACAUGAUAUUCAACAAAAAAAUGUUAUUUUUGUGAAUUUUGGAUGUUGUCAGUUUAGCCUUCAUUUCCGAAAUAAAAGAUUGUAGCCGUUAUGAAAAAUCUUUAUUUAAUGCAAUUUUAUAGAAAACUUCCGACUUCAGAAAAAUUUUACUGCAUGAAAAAAGUUAACUGACUUAGAUGAGAAUCAUCCGAUUAUUUAUUCGUGGUGUCGUUGAUUUGAAAAUGAAUUAUUCGGUUGAUCCAAUGCCUUUUUAACCUCAUUAACCAAACUAACUUUAUCACCCAAGAAAAGGUCACUGGCACUUCUUAAUGCUUGGGUGUGGUAGGGGUUCAUCACUCAUAUUUUAGCCAACUCAAACCACGCAAACGGAAUACCAGCAAGUGUUCACGACUCAGCCGCCGCAGACGCUGCCUCCAGUGAGUCGCGCCGUUUCUUCUGACCUUCAGAGGAGUUCUCAGACGACGCCAGCUCCCGUGACUCAACCCAACCCGCUGACGACGGCGAUCAACCCGACCAACGGCCAGGAUCAAUACCCACUCACGACGACCUGCGUCAUGUACGUCGGCGUGCAGACGUCGCCUUGUAUGUGUCUUCCGCAGUACGACCAGUGCGCCCAGAACGUCUGCUGUCUCAAGUCCAAGUUCCGCAGUCACAAGGUUCCUUUUCCCCAAGUUUUUUUCUUUCUAGUCGAGUCAUCGUUGUUUGCGAGAAAACCCGAAAAUUCAGUUUCGUUGCAAAAAUCUUUCUUGGCGCGUACCUAGGAACUACAGAUGCGCCUUAAUUUUGGAAAUUUCCUUACUCAUCCUAUCAUCCUUAUCCAAGUCCUUGCUUUCAAAAAUCUGAAUUCGAAAAAUUAAACUUUCGGAGCGAUUAAAAGGAUAAAAAAAAAUCAAAAUGAAAUAAAUUAUUCCAAGAACAGUAUCUCUGAUAAAGAGACAUGGAGCACUUUUGUGCCUGAUAGAAUACUCGUUUAGAUCAUUAAAAUUCUUUUUUCAAGAGUUCAUUUCAACGGAGGCGACUGCGGCUUGAAAAAAAACUUCAUUUUCAUUAUAUUUCAGUUCUUAACCAAAUUUAAUGGCUUUCUUGAAGUUUCAGAAAACUGAGUAAUUUGGUUUCAGAAGUGUUUUAAGCAGCUUGAAAUUUAAAGGCUCGAAAAAGGAACUCAAUAAUCACCGAGCUCUCAAACUAUACUAGAAAGGCUCCUUUAACUGUCAUUUUUUUUCAGAAAAUUGAGCAACAGUCGGAGCCUUCUACCAUCGACAUGCUGAUGAAGGUUUUGCAGACCCUCAAAAACAAACUUGAAAAUUAA
Caenorhabditis auriculariae is the source of this 5216-nucleotide messenger RNA. Lineage: Eukaryota; Metazoa; Nematoda; Chromadorea; Rhabditida; Rhabditidae. The record is from the annotation of a GenBank genome assembly.